This is a messenger RNA of Merops nubicus (carmine bee-eater), 1044 nucleotides long. RefSeq names its product DnaJ (Hsp40) homolog, subfamily A, member 3 (gene DNAJA3). Lineage: Eukaryota; Metazoa; Chordata; Aves; Coraciiformes; Meropidae. The transcript is spliced from 9 exons. Gene Ontology annotation, cellular component: mitochondrion. Gene Ontology annotation, molecular function: heat shock protein binding; protein kinase binding. Gene Ontology annotation, biological process: negative regulation of apoptotic process; mitochondrion organization; protein folding. The annotation marks the transcript as partial. The record is from RefSeq and is a predicted model, not a curated record.
CUGGCAAAGAAAUACCAUCCUGAUACAAAUAAGGAUGACCCUAAAGCUAAAGAGAAGUUCUCUCAGCUGGCAGAAGCCUAUGAGGUGCUGAGCGACGAGGUGAAGCGGAAGCAGUACGAUGCCUACGGCACGGCCAGUUUUGCCCCCGGCGCGGCGGGUGCCGGCGCGGGCAGCGGGCGCCAGUACUGGAGCAGCGGCCCCUCCAUCGACCCUGAAGAGCUGUUCAGGAAAAUCUUUGGGGAGUUUUCGGGAUCCCCUUUUGGGGAUUUUCAGAGUGCCUUCGAUCAGCCACAGGAGUAUAUCAUGGAGCUGACGUUCACCCAGGCUGCAAAGGGGGUCAACAAGGAGAUCGUGGUGAACAUCAACGACUCCUGCGAGCGGUGCCACGGCAAAGGACACGAACCUGGCACCAAAGCACAGCGCUGCCACUACUGCAAUGGCACUGGCAUGGAGACGAUAAACACGGGGCCCUUCGUCAUGCGGUCCACAUGCCGGCGGUGCGGCGGGCGCGGCUCCAUCAUCACCACGCCCUGCGUGGUCUGUCGGGGCACAGGGCAAACCAAGCAGAGGAAGACAGUGAUGGUGCCUGUGCCAGCUGGUGUUGAGGAUGGGCAAACAGUUCGGAUGCCUGUGGGGAAGAAAGAAAUUUUCAUUACGUUCAGGGUGCAGAAAAGUUCUGUGUUCAGAAGAAACGGAGCAGAUAUCCAUUCAGAUCUCCUCAUUUCAGUAGCACAGGCUGUUCUGGGAGGCACAGCCAGAUGUCAAGGCCUGUACGAGACCAUCAACAUCACAAUACCCCCUGGCAUUCAGCCAGAGCAGAGGAUUCGGAUGAGUGGGAAGGGCAUUCCCAAGGUGAACAGUUAUGGCUACGGCGACCACUACAUUCACAUCAAGAUUAAAAUCCCUCAGAGGCUGACGGAUCGCCAGAGAGCCUUGAUGAUGAGCUAUGCUGAGGAAGAGGCAGACGUGGAGGGGACAGUGAACGGGGUGACCAACACGGCCUCAGGGAAGCGUUCUACUGGGAACUGAGAGCCACCAGCAGCA